Plutella xylostella (diamondback moth) is the source of this 810-nucleotide messenger RNA. Lineage: Eukaryota; Metazoa; Arthropoda; Insecta; Lepidoptera; Plutellidae. The record is from RefSeq and is a predicted model, not a curated record.
AUGGAGAGGGGGAGAGCAAGACCUGCGAGGAGUGCGGGUGGAGCGCGCGGGACACGCGGCUGGCGGCGCAGCGGGAGGGGCCGGCGCGGCUCGCGGGCGGGGGGCGCGAAGACGCGCACUGGGUGCGUGGAGGUCACGAGGACGAGGACGCGCGGGAAGCCCUUGAAGGGGUGUGCGGGAGGUAGGUAUGACGCGCGGGAAGCCCCUGAAGGGGUGCGCGGGAGAGUAGCGCGGGAAGCCCCUGAAGGGGUGCGCGGGAGAAGAGCGCGGGAAGCCCCUAAAGGGGUGCGCGGAGAAGACGCGCGGGAAGCCCCUGAAGAGGUGCGCGGGAGAGGAGCGCGGGAAGCCCCUGAUGGGGUGCGCAGGGAAGACACGCGGGAAGCCCCGGCUGGGGUGCGCGGAGAGGGGACGCGCGGGAAGCCCCGGCUGGGGUGCGCGGAGAGGAGGCGCGCGGGAAGCCCCGGCUGGGGUGCGCGGAGAGGGGACGCGCGGGAAGCCCCGGCUGGGGUGCGCGGAGAGGAGGCGCGCGGGAAGCCCCGGCUGGUGCGCGGUGGAGGUGCUUGCGUGCUCGCUGCGGGCGGCGCGGCGGAGAUGCCUGCGGAGGCGCUCGCGGCGGGCGGCACGGCAAGACGCUGCGGAGGUGUACUGUAUGUCGUGGGUGGCGUGGCGAUAUGGCAGGGACACCUGGCAGGUGUGCCCGGGCCAAUGGGGCGGACUCCGGCUGCUGCGGGCGCCGGCACGGGUCGGCCUCAGCGGAGGUGCAGUAGGAGACGCACGCUUUGGGAUGACUGCGCGCCAGCGCUAACAUAA